CGGCGACUCGGCACUCGCGCUCGAGACCUGAACCUCCGAGGUUGCUAAACAGUCGGAGCGUCUUGCUGUCCUACGUCCGGUGGAUGCUGGUCUGCGGGUGCUGACCAUGAUUUUCCCUACUGGUGGAGGCGCCGCCGCCGACGGCGCCGGUCCCUCUGGGGGCGGCCGAGCGCGCCGCAUGCGGGGCGGAAGCAAGAAGGUGGUGCAGUGGCGGCAGCAGAAUGUGCAGCAGGGGCUGGUGAUCGUGGACGAGACGCAGCUGGCCAAGCUGAUCAAAAGGGAGCCCAUCGAGAAGUACUACGACAUGGACCCGGCACCUUUUGCCACUGGCAUGUUUGCGUCGGUCAGACGUUGCCGAUCAAAAGAAACGGGCCUGCUGUUUGCUGCCAAAUUCUGCUCAAGGGUUCGCUACGGUGAGGACUGCAGCGCCGAGAUCUACCACGAACUCACCCUACUGUCCCUUUGUUCGCCUUCGUCCAGAAUUAUCAAACUACAUGACGUAUUUGAAACGGCAAAAGAAAUCAUCAUCCUCUCAGAAUAUGCGCCUGGAGGAGAUUUGCAGACCAUCAUAGACGAAAACAUGGUACCAUUCGAGUCCGACGUGCAGCACUUUGUGCGUCAACUGGUUGAGGGACUCGCCUACAUCCACGACCGGAAGAUUGUGCAUCUCGACAUUAAGCCGCAAAACAUCGUGAUGAUGGGACCGUUUCCCGAGUGCGACAUCAAACUGUGUGACUUUGAAAUAUCCAGGGUGCUGCUGGAAGGCGUGGAAGUGCGCGAAAUCCUUGGCACCCCCGACUAUGUUGCUCCUGAAAUUAUUCACUACGAGCCAAUCACUUUUGGAGCUGAUAUGUGGUCACUGGGUGUUACGGUCUACGUCUUACUGACAGGAUUUUCACCAUUUGGAGGCGAAACUGACCAAGAAACAUUUGCAAAUAUUUCACGCUGCAACCUAGACUUCCCUGCAGAGCUCUUUGAGGAUGUGUCCGCCGAAGCGCAAGACUUCGUCGCUCGUCUUCUGGUUCGACAACCAAAUAAACGGAUGACAUCUAAAGAGUGCCUUAGACACCCCUGGCUGGCCAAAAAGCCAAGAACGCCUCUUGGUGGGUCUGCAAAAAAUAUCUCAUCCCGCUCCGAAUCACCAAUAAUGCCUCAAAUAACAAGUCACGCGUCCCAGAAAAAUCUGCGCAAGUACAUGUCGAAAUCGAGAGAAGCCCUUUUCGAGCGCGUCUCCGGCAGCAAUUUGCGGAAAACUCUGUCCAAAUCCCGAGAGCGGCUGUGCGAAAGUCAGUUUUCUCUUGUGUCCAAGUCGAGGGAGAAGUUGCUGAUGUUGGAGCCGUCGUCCCGCUCGAUAGAAAAGCUGUACGGUCUGCGCAGUUUGUCCAAGUCGCAGGACGCGUUGAGCACAAAAGAACUGUUUGCCUUGAGCCCGGCGCUGGCCACGCAGCACAGAUUGCGGUACCAGAGUGAGUGCGUGGGUCUGUGCAUGCGGGACUCGGAGGCGCCAACGCCGACGCCCGACGUCGAGGCCAUCAGCACUCCAGAAAUCACCAUCACCUCAAUAGAAGACGUGGACGUCGCUUCCAAAGUGGAGGGCGUCAAAACCGCGUGCAUAGCCCCGACCAAAAUCAACACCCAAAAGGUCGCAGGGGGCGAAUCAAUCGUGACCCUUCAGGAGGAAAACAAGGAAAAUCAUAUUGUGACACCUUUGCCGACUCCUGCGGCGCCUUUGCUGACUCCGGAGCCUAAAAACGAGGAAGCGGCCAAUGCGGAGCAGAAGGAAGAGACUGACAGCAACGGCUCGGACAAAACCGUAGUCAAUCCGAGGCGGCCGGGCAGAAAAAGCUACAGCCCGACCAGCAGUGAGGAGGAAGAGCCGCGCUACUCGGUGGCCCAACUGGUCACGGCGUUCAACAAAAAUGACCAGGUGGCGGCCAAUUCCGCCAAAACGUAUGACAAGAGCUUGCCGAGUAAAUUGAAGUUUGUCUCAAGUUUCCCCACGGGCGCCAAUGCCCUGCGUCUGUUCAUUCCCGACAUUGUCAUUGAGGAGAGCAAACGGAAGCGGAGUCCCAUGCCGAGAGUGUUGGGCAGCAGUUUGGAUCCAUUGUCCGAGAUUAAAGAACAGAGCGCCACCUCUCCGGAAAAUAGCGUGUCUCCCGUUCCGAGCGUCGAAGACAGCAAAGUUCUGCUGGAUGACAGAAAUAACAAUUCUCACUCCCAGUACUUGAAAGUGGGCAGUGAAGAUUUGAGCGCCAAAGUGCCCGGGCGCCUCUUCAACCGGUCCGGGUCUCUUUCCAGUGAGGCGAGUGGCUACGACACGCUGAGUGGCGCGUCCAGCCUUGUCUCUCUGGAGGAGCCGUCGCCUCCGACCAGUCUGAACCCAGUGCAAGAAAUUGCUCCGGAGAAAAAGGCAGAGUUGAAGGAGGAGGAGGAGGAGGUGGACAAGUCUUCACCUGAGCCGUCCGAUUUGAAGCCCAAGACGCCGAGAGGGCGCUCGUCUAGCUUGCAGGUGGACUCGUUGAAGCCACCCUGGGGCACGGUGUGCAUUGGGUCUUACAGCAGGGCCAUGGAGCGCUUCAACAACAAGAGCAACGCCAAGCAAGCGAGCAGCGAACGACAAAGACGGAAAUCAAGCCCGCUGAUUAAAACACCGACACAAAAUUGAGUUUUAUUUUUGAGAGAGAAAUUAAUGCAUACAAAUACUAGUCAGUGAAUUCAGAUGACACAGAAUUCAAAUCGCUCACUUGCAAGGUUGAUAUUUCUGUCUUUGAGAUUUUGCUCACAGGACUCGCUCGGCUCGACAAAAGAAAAUGUAUAAAAUACUAUUAUUUCAAAAUCAAAUAAUUGAGAGCUAAUCAAUUUUCUUUGAUUUUACUUUGAAUUAGAGCGUUUUGACAAAUCUUCAAAGUCCUCAUCUCUUUUGAGUAUUUUUCCAUGAGCAGCUCUUGAAGGAGCCUCUGUUGGCCCACCAGUUUAUUUAUUUUUAAAAAUUUCAAUUUUGGCUAAAUUGGUUAAAAGUACUAAUUCUUAAUCUCUAUUACCCGACAAAAGAUCACAGCUAUUUUAAUUUUAUUAUAUUAUUUUUUUUUAAUAGUUUUAAAUGUUUUUUGUACUAAAAAAGCCACACUUUGAAAAUUUUAUAACUGUAAUCUGCAUUUUGGCAAAUAAAAAAACCUAAA
Molecule: messenger RNA, 3179 nt
Organism: Neocloeon triangulifer
Lineage: Eukaryota; Metazoa; Arthropoda; Insecta; Ephemeroptera; Baetidae
Product: NUAK family SNF1-like kinase 1
Exons: 7
Coding region: 107-2665 (852 amino acids)
Biological process (GO): intracellular signal transduction; protein phosphorylation; positive regulation of apoptotic process
Cellular component (GO): nucleus
Molecular function (GO): ATP binding; protein serine/threonine kinase activity
Source: RefSeq, a predicted model, not a curated record